This is a messenger RNA of Anoplophora glabripennis (Asian longhorned beetle), 2568 nucleotides long. RefSeq lists its product as uncharacterized. Bases 1 to 2568 code for a protein of 855 amino acids. The record is from RefSeq and is a predicted model, not a curated record. Lineage: Eukaryota; Metazoa; Arthropoda; Insecta; Coleoptera; Cerambycidae. The transcript has a single exon. Gene Ontology annotation, molecular function: DNA helicase activity. Gene Ontology annotation, biological process: telomere maintenance; DNA repair.
AUGUAUGAUCGUUCUCAUUCCGUUGUUGUUUUGCCGGUGCAUCUGCCGGGAGAGAAUGAGGUUUUAUACGAUGAAAAUGAUGAUGUUGUUCAAAUUGAUAGGUUACUCGCCAGACCUACUAAAUUAGAGGCGUGGUUCACUCUCAAUGAAACCGAUGUGCUGGCGCGUCGGUGGAAAUACGCGGAGAUUCCAGAGCAUUACGUUUGGCGGGCUGGAAAUUGGGAGCCUAGACGUCAAAUUACGAAGGUGAUAGGUUGUUUGGUAGAAGUUUCUCCUGCUGGUGGUCAAAUUGAGAAAUUCUAUUUGCGUCUUUUAUUGUCCCACGUUCGCGGUGCGAUAUCUUUCGACGAUUUACUUACGGUUGAAGGGGAACGUUGUGACGAUUUUAAGACGUCCUGUUUACGUAGAGGGUUGCUGGCCGACCCUCAGGAGUAUCGAAAUUGUUUAUUGGAAGCUUCUUUGAAAGAUAAUCCGUUUCGUUUAAGGCGGUUGUUUGCGCUAAUAUGUUCUUUGGCUGCCGACGGUGACCAUAUCCUUCAAAUUCCCAAUUUGUGGCGUGACUUUAAGUUGGCUAUGAUUGAGGAUUUUCUUGGCCGUGGCUAUCGUCGAGGCGAUGCCGUUAGGGUGGCCAUCGACCAAAUUAGUGUCGUUGUUUUGCGAAAUUGGGACGUUGGCGAUGUGGCUCGACUUGGUAUUGUCGUUCACGAGGAAGAUGACGAUGGUAACGGUGGUGAGCCGAUUCCUCGAAACGGACGUUUUCGUAUAGAUGAUGACGUUGAUGUUCCCGACAGAAUUUUCGAUGUCGAUUCUUUGACGGACGAGCAACGGCGUAUUUUUGCUGCCGUUAUGUCGCGCAUCGCUGUUGAGACGGAUGCCGAUGUGCCUAUUUCCUUUAUUCUUCCGCGGGAUUCUCAACGCUUCGAUGGGAAUAUGUUCUAUAUCGAUGGUCCCGGUGGCACCGGGAAAACUUAUUUAUAUAAUACGUUAAUUUCGGCCGUUCACCGGGUACUGCGUAAGAGGACCGUGGCUGUGGCGUGGACUGGUAUUGCGGCAUCUUUGCUUAUCGGUGGAACGACGUGCCAUAGGGCGUUUCGAUUGCCGUUACAAAUAACAGGUACGACUGUUGCCGGUUGGUCGAUUGAUCAUUUUAGGAGUGUUGCUAUUAGGGAGGCGGCGGUUAUUGUUUGGGAUGAGGCACCUAUGACUCCCAAGGAAGCUUUGCACGCCGUCGAUAGAUUCCUUAGGGACCUGAUGGGUAGGCCUGAUGUACCUAUGGGCGGUAAAGUUUUUCUUCUAGGCGGAGAUUUUCGUCAGACUCUACCCGUUGUUCCUCACGGUGGAAGGGCGCAGGUUGUGUCGUCUUGCUUAAAGGCGUCGCCUUUGUGGAGGGCGAUGCGAUUUUGUUCUCUUUCUACGAACGUUCGGGUAGGAGUUGCGGGUGAUGUUGUUGGCGGAUAUGUGGGUGAUGAGCGUUUUACGGAAUGGCUUCUUCGCCUUGGAGAAGAUCGUAUACCUCAUGAGACGUUGCCGUCGGUUCCGGGUGUACCUGAGGAUAUCAUUCGUAUUCCCGAUUGUUUCGUUGUGGCAAAUAUGGACGCGUUGCUCGAUUUUGUUUAUCCGCAGGGUAUAUUCGAUGGAGAGGAUGUUGCUGACCGGGUAAUUCUUUGUCCCACAAAUGCCGUCGUUAACGAUGUCAAUAGGUUGAUAGUUGAUAGGUUGCCGGGUGAGGCCGUUUCCUAUUUCAGUACGGACGUUUAUGAGGCGGCCGAGGAGGAUGAAUUGCGGGUGCCGCAAGAUUUACUCCAUUCCAUCACGACUGCGUCUUUACCUCCGCACGAAUUAACUUUGAAAGUGGGAACGGUUGUCAUGCUUCUUAAAAAUUUAGAUAUCGAAGAAGGUCUUUGCAAUGGUACUCGGUUAAUAGUUUCUUCUUUGGGAGAUCACGUUUUGGAAUGUCGCAUUCUUACCGGCGAAAGGAGGGGAACUGUCGUUUGGAUUCCCAAGGUGACGAUGAUCGGUCGCGAUAAUAUGUUACCGAAGGAGUUUAAACGGACUCAGUAUCCCUUGAGGGUGGCGUAUGCCAUGACCGUUAAUAAAUCUCAGGGUCAGACUUUCUCAAGAGUUGGUGUAUACCUUAAACGACCCUGUUUUUCGCACGGUCAGAUGUACGCCGCCUUUUCUAGAGUUGGUAGUGUCGAUCGUGUUAAAAUUUGUAUUGAAAAUUCUAUGAAACAGGGUUCUUUCAGAUUCAGAGACGGAAGAAAAUAUACCACUAACGUUGUUUAUACGACGGUUUUGGGUGCCCAUGUAAGACAUGCGGUUUUACCAUUGCAUGACGGGACUCCAGAUGCUUCUCUUCCCUCUACUGACGAUUGGCCUUCGUUAGACGCUCCUGUUUUAGAUAAUAUUUUAGAUCACAUUGAGAUGGAAGUCGAUGAGGACGUCGGAUGGCGUACGGUUCAUUUUCCGGCUGAUGAUAGGGUUUCUAGGUUCGAUCGACCGGGUACUACUGGAUUAAGGAUUCCUCCGCGUGUCCUUCGUAUUUCUUCCUCGGAUUCUAGCGAUUAG